Molecule: messenger RNA, 1044 nt
Organism: Pestalotiopsis fici W106-1
Lineage: Eukaryota; Fungi; Ascomycota; Sordariomycetes; Amphisphaeriales; Sporocadaceae
Exons: 3
Coding region: 1-1044 (347 amino acids)
Molecular function (GO): arylformamidase activity
Source: RefSeq, a predicted model, not a curated record
AUGGCGGCACCACCAGCAAUCCAAAAACGGCCACCCUUCUCCACCCUCCCCCUCGAUCCCGAGGGGCCUCCGGGCAACGCCUGGGGACUAUACGGGCACAAUGACAAGCUUGGCGCGCUCAACAUGCUGACGCCGGCGGUCGUGGCGGCGGCUGCGCGGGACGAGAUUCGGACGGGCGAGCGCGUGUCGCUCGACUGGUCCCUGGACAAGCCAUCAUACCCGAGUUUUGACCGGCCGUCGUUUGGCUGGGCCAUGACCAACCGGGCGCAUCCCAACGGCGAGUUGCGCACCGUGAAUGACGAUCAUUUGAAUUUCAAUACCCAGGGAAGCUCGCAGUGGGAUGGUUUCAGACACUAUGGGUACCAAAAAGCCAAAAAGUACUAUGGUGGACAUACCCAGGACGAGCUUGACGAUCCAUCAGCGAUUGGCAUCGAUGCCUGGGUUGAAAAGGGAGGCAUUGUGAGCCGUGGUGUUUUGCUAGACUAUGUCGCCUUCUGCUCUCGGCACUCGCUGCCCCUGUCGGCGCUCACCUCGUCCUCGAUCCCGCUCGCGCACCUGCAGCAGAUGGCCGCCGAGGCGCAUCUAGAGCUUCGGGACGGCGAUGUCCUCUUUAUCCGCUCGGGCUUCACGGCCGCCUACGACCAGCUGAGCAUGGCCGAGCAAAAGGCGAUUCCGCAGCGCCCGUCUCCGGAUUUCCUCGGCGUCGAGCCUACCGCUGAAGUCCUGCGCUGGAUCUGGGAGUCUGGCUUUGUGGCUGUCGCUGGCGACAUGCCGAGUUUUGAAAGGGCGCCCAUUGCUGGUCCCCACACGGCGCUGGGUCUCGCCUGGAAGGGCGAGAAGUGGGAAGAAGAGAUGCAGGGAGGUGGACUACUUCAUCAAUGGCUCUUGGGCGGCUGGGGAUUGCCGAUUGGGGAAAUGUUUGAUCUUGAGGCACUGGCUAGGAAAUGCGAGGAAUUGGGUAGGUGGUCAUUCUUUGUCAGUUCCGUCCCAUUAAAGGUCCCAGGCGGCGUGGCUAGUCCACCGAACGCUGUCGCGAUUUUCUAA